Molecule: messenger RNA, 2136 nt
Organism: Arctia plantaginis
Lineage: Eukaryota; Metazoa; Arthropoda; Insecta; Lepidoptera; Erebidae
Source: the annotation of a GenBank genome assembly
AUGUAUCCAAGCGCGGGCGCUAUGAACGCCGCCGCCGCCGCUGCUGCCGUGGCGGCCGCUAGGCAUCCGGGUCCUCCGCAGCCCGGCCAACCAAUCAAGUUCACAGUUGGAGAAUCCUGUGAUAGGAUUAAAGAGGAAUUUAACUUUCUUCAAGCACAAUAUCACAAUUUAAAAUUAGAAUGCGAGAAGCUGGCUAGUGAAAAAAUUGAAAUUCAGAGGCAUUAUGUCAUGUACUAUGAAAUGUCGUACGGCCUCAAUGUGGAAAUGCAUAAGCAGACGGAGAUAGCAAAAAGGCUGAAUGCGAUAAUAGCACAAAUAUUACCGUUCCUGUCUCAGGAACAUCAACAACAAGUGGCCUCGGCCGUAGAAAGGGCGAAACAAGUUACUAUGACAGAACUGAACGCCAUCAUUGGGCAACAAAGGCCUGACCUACCGCGGCUUCUACAGCAGAUGCAUGCGGCACACCUACCGGCGCAUGGCGCGCCACCUCUACCGAUUUUAGGUCAAGGUGCUCUUCCUCCCGCUGGUCUCCUUGGUCUAGGCGUUCCACAUCAUCCUCUCUCAGUCCUCGCGAAGCCACCUGACCUACAUAGACCGGACGACAAAGGCAAUGGUAUCAGUUCAGCAGAGGAGAGACAUAGAAAUUCUAUAUCACCAGGUGAACGAGAAAAAUAUAGGACGCGGAGUCCAGCAGAACCUGAACACAAGAAAUUAAAGAAAGAAGAGAAAGACAUGGGUCAUGAGUUAGUAGUAGAUGACGCGAGUGAGGAGCCCACAUCGCCGCACAAUGGCGCUCCUUCCCCUCGAGAGAACGGCCUCGACAAGCUCCAACCUAAAAAGGAACAUCCCCCACACAGCCCUAGAUCGGGCACGUCAAGCAACGCAUCAACGCCUUCAGCGAAAAAGCUUGACGAGAAACCUAGUACACCAAUAUCGAAGCCGGUGACGCCUACAUCGGGUGCGAGCGGGGCGGGUUCAGCGGGGGCGCCAUUGAAGGCUGCCGUCAAGCCACCGGCACUGCAGUACCCGUACCUUGGCAACGGGGCGCAUGACGCGUAUGGCCUUGCCGGGUACUCGGCGCGGGCCGCCCUGGCGUACGAACCUCUGCGGCCGCCCAUCGGACCCGCAGCACUAGCACCGAUACCGAGUGGCAAGCCGGCGUACUCUUUCCACGUAUCGGCGGAAGGUCAAAUGCAACCGGUGCCCUUUCCGCCUGACGCGCUGAUGGGUCCUGGGAUUCCCCGUCACGCGCGUCAAGUCUCCGCAUUGGCCCACGGCGAAGUCGUCUGUGCGGUCACUGUCUCAUCCCCCACUAAGUAUGUGUACACCGGAGGCAAGGGCUGUGUCAAGGUGUGGGACAUCAGUCAACCUAGCAAAGCCCCCGUCAGUCAAUUGGAUUGUUUGCAAAGAGACAACUACAUAAGAUCAGUAAAGCUAUUGCCGGACGGUCGUACCUUGAUCGUAGGCGGUGAAGCGUCAAACCUGUCAAUAUGGGACCUGGCGUCACCCACACCAAGAAUCAAAGCUGAACUCACGUCUUCCGCACCCGCCUGCUAUGCCCUCGCUAUUAGUCCUGACUCUAAGGUUUGCUUUAGUUGUUGUUCAGACGGCAACAUUGCAGUAUGGGACCUACACAACCAGACGCUAGUGCGACAGUUCCAAGGUCACACGGACGGUGCGUCUUGUAUCGAUAUCUCCGCUGACGGGACCAAACUGUGGACCGGUGGUCUUGACAAUACUGUGAGAUCUUGGGACUUGAGAGAAGGCAGACAAUUGCAACAACACGACUUUAGUUCCCAAAUCUUCUCAUUAGGUUAUUGUCCGACAGGCGAGUGGUUAGCCGUCGGUAUGGAGAAUAGUAAUGUGGAGGUGUUACACGCUGUGAAGCCGGACAAGUACCAGCUACACUUGCACGAGUCGUGUGUUCUGUCGCUGCGGUUCGCGUCGUGCGGGAAGUGGUUCGUCUCUACCGGGAAAGACAACCUGCUCAACGCGUGGCGUACUCCUUACGGGGCUAGUAUAUUCCAGUCAAAAGAAUCAUCAUCGGUGCUCAGCUGUGACAUUUCGUCGGAUGACAAGUACAUAGUGACGGGAUCCGGCGACAAGAAGGCCACAGUAUAUGAAGUGAUCUACUAG